AUGAAGCAGACUGGAGUGAAUUUUAUAUAUCACCAUAUAUGUAUAUACCUACCUUACAUACUAUCGAUUCUUCUAGUCUUGUUCGCGAUAUUCGUCGCUCGAGGCACCGGCAAGAAUAAUCAACUCCCUCGAGGUUCCUCUACCUUUGUUAGGCGUGCAAUCCCUUGCUCGAGGCGUACAUUAAUUCGAAGUAUAUUUAGACAUAUUAUAGAGUUCAAUUUGGCUGUUGAAACUGUGAUUGAGUCUGGGUCGAGAAACAUUAGCCAGGAGCAUUACCUAAAUCUCGCGGUCGAACAGCUCGAGGCUCGAAAUCGAGCAGUGAUACCAGCCUCAUGGACCACGCUACUCGCGAUCGGGCAAACUUAG
Morchella sextelata is the source of this 366-nucleotide messenger RNA. RefSeq lists its product as uncharacterized. Lineage: Eukaryota; Fungi; Ascomycota; Pezizomycetes; Pezizales; Morchellaceae. The record is from RefSeq and is a predicted model, not a curated record. The coding region runs from base 1 to 366 and encodes 121 amino acids. The transcript has 4 exons.